Symbiodinium necroappetens is the source of this 522-nucleotide messenger RNA. Lineage: Eukaryota; Dinophyceae; Suessiales; Symbiodiniaceae. The record is from the annotation of a GenBank genome assembly.
AUGUGGAAGGACGAGCAGUUCGGUCUGGCGUACCUCGCCGCGCUCAACCACAUGGGGGGCCAGGCGCGAGGCUCCUCCUUCAUCCAUAGCAACACGCCGCCGGAGUCCCGCACCUUCUCGGUGCGCGGCAUUGUCUUCAUUCACCUCUACUGCAUCGUCUCCGUUGUUGCCGUCAUGAACUUUUGCUUGGCCCUCAACCACUUCAUGGCGUUGCCGGCCGUAGACACCUUGGCCCGUGCCGGCAAUGAAUUCCUGCCUUUCCUGUGGCUGCACAUCGUCCUGCUCAUCCAUUCUGCAGUCGUCAAGACGCCGAAGACACAACCCUUCCACGCAGUGCUCAUGGCCAUGCGGUGUGUUACCGUCGUGAUCAUGGUCAUGGCUGUGGCAACGUUCGUGGCAGGUCUCAUGCACCCGCCGCCGCCCCCGCUGGACUCAGUGGACCCCCCGCGGCUACGUGCUCCCUGGCGCCGCUGGGAGGGGGGCGACAGUCCGGAGCUUCAUGACCUGAUGUACCCAUGGUGA